CCUACGGUUUAGCUCCCUCCUACCACCUCCUCUCCUCUCUCAUAGUCUUGUCAUUAUGUUCUCUUUGCGGACAGCGCAGCCCGUGCAGUCUUUUUUCCGUCGCGCUACGGCGUCGACAUCUUUCGUUCGCCCUUCGGCCCCUGCGCGAUCGUUCGCCAGCGUCCAGUCCGACAUCUUCAAGCCCACCAAGUAUGGCGGCAAAUACACUGUCACUCUCAUUCCCGGUGACGGUAUUGGUGCCGAGGUCGCCGAAUCGGUAAAGACUAUCUUCAAGGCCGACAAUGUACCCAUUGAGUGGGAACAGGUCGACGUCAGUGGUGUGGACACGGGCAACAAGCACUCGGAGGAGCUGUUUAAAGAAUCCAUUGCAUCGCUUCGCCGCAACAAGCUGGGUUUGAAGGGUAUCCUUUUCACCCCCGUCGAGCGUUCGGGUCACCAGUCGUUCAACGUCGCUCUGCGCCAAGAGCUCGAUAUCUAUGCCUCGAUUGUCUUGAUCAAGAAUAUCCCCGGCUACGAGACUCGCCACAAGGAUGUUGAUCUCUGCAUCAUCCGUGAGAACACAGAGGGUGAAUACUCCGGCCUCGAGCAUCAGUCUGUCCAGGGUGUUGUUGAGUCGCUUAAGAUCAUCACCCGCGCCAAGUCCGAGCGUAUCGCCAAGUUCGCUUUUGGCUUUGCCCUUGCCAACAACCGGAAGAAGGUCACUUGCAUUCACAAGGCCAACAUCAUGAAGCUUGCCGACGGUCUGUUCCGUAGCACCUUCCACAAGACCGCGGAGAACUACCCUACCCUGGAGGUCAACGACAUGAUCGUCGACAACGCUUCCAUGCAAGCUGUCUCUCGGCCUCAGCAGUUUGACGUCAUGGUCAUGCCUAACCUUUAUGGUGGCAUUCUCUCCAAUGUCGGCGCUGCCCUUGUCGGUGGUCCAGGUCUUGUUCCUGGCGCCAACAUGGGACGCGACGUCGCUGUCUUCGAGCCUGGAUGCCGUCACGUUGGUCUGGACAUCAAGGGCAAGGACCAGGCUAACCCCAGUGCUAUGAUCCUGUCUGGUUCCAUGCUUCUCCGCCAUCUCGGUUUGGACGACCACGCCAACCGUAUCUCCAAGGCUGUGUACGACGUGAUCGGUGAAGGCAAAACAAGGACUCACGACAUGGGUGGUCAGGCCACCACUCACGAAUUCACCAGAGCUGUCUUGGACAAGAUGGAGACUCUGUAAACUUUGGGAUACCACUUUAGUUUUCUUGCCGCUACUACAAUGAUGAUGAGGGCUUAUAGGUCAGCCAUGGAGGGACUUUGAAAGAAAAACUCUCUUCAUUGAUUACUUGGGGGUACUCCAUCUUUCUAUGUAUUAUCCUUCACCCUAACAUCAACUAGAACGUCCUGCCGACUAUCAAAACGAUGGAAUAGGAUAUGUAAGAUUAUAUCCACCUAUAUAUACAUUCUUGUUUUGCGAACCAAAAGAACGUGUCUAUGUAUCAUUUCAUCUUAUCAUUAAAGUGACUAUGUAUUUCUAUUUCAUAUCGGGU
Molecule: messenger RNA, 1523 nt
Organism: Aspergillus ruber CBS 135680
Lineage: Eukaryota; Fungi; Ascomycota; Eurotiomycetes; Eurotiales; Aspergillaceae
Product: isocitrate dehydrogenase (NAD(+)) IDH1
Exons: 5
Coding region: 56-1213 (385 amino acids)
Biological process (GO): tricarboxylic acid cycle; isocitrate metabolic process
Cellular component (GO): mitochondrion
Molecular function (GO): isocitrate dehydrogenase (NAD+) activity; magnesium ion binding; NAD binding
Source: RefSeq, a predicted model, not a curated record